Lucilia sericata (common green bottle fly) is the source of this 781-nucleotide messenger RNA. It is a transcript of the gene ninaA, whose product is annotated as peptidyl-prolyl cis-trans isomerase, rhodopsin-specific isozyme. NCBI's taxonomy places the organism in Eukaryota, Metazoa, Arthropoda, Insecta, Diptera, Calliphoridae. Gene Ontology annotation, cellular component: intracellular membrane-bounded organelle. Gene Ontology annotation, biological process: protein folding; protein peptidyl-prolyl isomerization. The transcript is spliced from 3 exons. The coding region runs from base 28 to 732 and encodes 234 amino acids. Gene Ontology annotation, molecular function: peptidyl-prolyl cis-trans isomerase activity. The record is from RefSeq and is a predicted model, not a curated record.
GAAUUAUAGUCUAACGUUAAACCCACAAUGAAUAUAAUAAAAAUAUUAAUUUUAUUACAAGCAAUUUAUAGCGGUGUUUUGGGUCUCAGCUUUACGGUUACCUCAAAAAUCUACAUGGAUGUAAAACAUCAAAAGAAACCUAUGGGACGCAUAGUUUUCGGUCUAUUUGGUAAGCGAGCACCGAAAACCGUUACCAAUUUUCGUCACAUCUGUUUGAGGGGUAUAAAUGGCACCACCUAUGUUGGUUCGGAAUUUCAUCGGGUCAUUAGUCGUUUUCUUAUACAAGGCGGUGAUAUUGUCAAUAAAGAUGGCACUGGUUCGACCAGUAUAUAUGGUGAUUUCUUUCAAGAUGAAGCAUUAGAUAUUGAGCAUAUUAGACCCGGCUAUUUGGGUAUGGCUAAUAGGGGACCCGAUACAAACGGCUGUCAAUUUUAUGUGACAACUGUAGCGGCACAAUGGUUAAAUGGUAAACAUACGGUGUUUGGUAAAGUUAUCGAAGGAAUGGAUACAGUUUAUGCUAUAGAAGAUGUUAAAACGGAUACCGAUGAUCACCCUAUAGAUCCAGUGGUUAUUGUAAAUUGUGGAGAAAUGCCAACAGAACCUUAUGAAUUUUAUCCAGAUGAUUUUAGCAUUAUGGGUUGGAUAAAGGCAGCCGGUUUACCAUUCUGCAGUUCAUUCAUAGUCUUAAUGAUUUUCCACUACUUUUUCCGCCAAUUAAAUAUGUAUUGUUAAAUAUAUAAAAAUAUAAAAUAAGUUUCAAAAUACAAAAUUAAAAAAAAAA